Messenger RNA from Diutina rugosa, 591 nucleotides. RefSeq lists its product as uncharacterized. Bases 1 to 591 code for a protein of 196 amino acids. The record is from RefSeq and is a predicted model, not a curated record. The transcript has a single exon. NCBI's taxonomy places the organism in Eukaryota, Fungi, Ascomycota, Pichiomycetes, Serinales, Debaryomycetaceae.
AUGGAUAAGGAAAACAUCGACCCAAAUGACCAGACGCUGGUUCAAGAGCGCUACCGUGCCAAACAAAAAGAGCUUCGGCAACAUUUGAAAAUUGUUGACCAGCUCAAAUUCGAGUUGAUGGAAUUGCUGAUCGAAUUGGAGAACGAGAAGCUCAGCGAGCGACUUCAAUCUAAAGCUAAAACUGGCAAAACGGAACAUGCCAUUUACAAGCAGGCUCACCAAGAAACGACGGCUGAACUUAGAGUUUUGGAUGAUGUGCAAAAUAUCCCGACAUCUCCGACUCCGCUCCAACAAAUCAAGAAGAAAGCGUCGUUGCUUAAUGACGAUUGGAAUCCGAUGGUGCAACAAUUAGGCCAGGAACUUCAUCGCAAAACGUCCAGACUCAAUCAAAAUGUCCAAGUCAAGACGUCCCAGUUUUUUAACGAUUUGAUGGUGAAUCUCAGUCCACAGAAAUCUCCCACCCGAAGUCCGUUGCGGCCAGAUGUGCGAGGACGUAUACUCUUCGACCAAGAAGUACAAGUGGUGGACAUCGAUGAUUACGAGAGCGACGACGACUUUCAAAGACAAGUGAUGCCCCAGUCGGUGAUAUGA